AUGAUGCGACUUUGUUUAAUAGCUGCUUUAGCUCUCUCACAAGUCUAUGUCGUGUGGUCUCAACAUGCUGAGGCCACUCCCCGUACUCCUCUGAGCUGCGAGGAACAUGCUAGGCAAAGAGGCCUGGACAUUGAUAAUUGGGAAAUAGUUCCUGGCAACGACGGUCAACUGAAGUGCCGUCGGACAGCUGUGCAAGAACUCUGUUAUGGCGUUGAAUAUAUAGACGCGGACACCCUCGAGGAAAAAUGUGCUCAAGAUGCGAGUGGUCUCACAUGGAUCGACAAGCCUGGGCUGUUGGCCAAGUGGUGCGCCAAGAACCACGUAUGGACGUAUGAUCCAACAAGCAGUUCUAGGCACGGAGGAUGCUGCCCGGUUGGGUUUCACAUGAACCAUGGGAUGUGUGUCUCAGACACUCCCAACCCUCCGAACCCCGAGCCUGCCCACCCUCAGAAUCCCCUCAAUUCUCACAAUCCUCACACCCUCCUCGAUCCUCACAACCCCGACAACCCUCACAAUCCUCACAACCCCUUCAACCCCUUUGAUCCUCACAACCCCCUCAAUCUUCACAACCCCCACAACCUUCACAAUCCUCACAACCCCCUCAAUCUUCACAACCCCCACAACCCUCUCAAUACUCACAACCCAUUCAUUCCUCUCGACCCUUUCAAACCUCCUAUGCCGUUCCCUGGUCCCUGUUCUCAGACAUGUGGCAAUGGACAUGGCGGUGUUGAACCCUCCUGCACGUGCACGAACAAUCCAGUCUGCGGGCAUGGCAAAUAUCUAGGCAUCAAAUAUGGCCAUUGCUAUAUUCUUUCCUUCAGCGAUGGCGAGCAACUCGGCAUCGACAGGGAUCACACCGACUACAAGAAGAACGGCUUCUUCGUCGAUAUCCCCUUCAAAGUCUGCAAAUCGACCACUGAUUGCUCCCGUGGAAAGGAUGUUGAGACGGGAGAGUUCUUCUCCCUCCAAGAUCAGCACGGAUUGUACAAAGACACGACGUCGACGAAGGGCUGGAUUAAUGACGCCACAGGUGGGGCGCAUAUGGAAUUCACCCUUGAUGGUACCCAUGCGGGUAAAUUCACGGGUAUCCCUUCUUGCGCUGGGGGUGAAUGCGCCAUUCAAAUGUAUGGUCCCACUGGCGGUGCAUUGUCAUACGCUUGCCCGAUGCCGCAGCCCGGACUGACGCUGUAUGGCAACCCUAAAGUGGGUCAGAAACUUCGCUUCUCUGAGGUGACAUGCGACGCGUAUGAGGUCCCUUUGACUUCUGGCAUCAACCUGCAGUGA
Messenger RNA from Suillus bovinus, 1284 nucleotides. RefSeq lists its product as uncharacterized. The coding region runs from base 1 to 1284 and encodes 427 amino acids. Lineage: Eukaryota; Fungi; Basidiomycota; Agaricomycetes; Boletales; Suillaceae. The record is from RefSeq and is a predicted model, not a curated record. The transcript has 5 exons.